CGCGUGGCUGAAAGGCGCGUGGUCUUCGUUGGUGAAGUAAGAGCGCCGGACAAUGCUAGCCGGCUAGCGCGAGGUUGUUGCUAGCUGGCUAAGGAAGUUAGCCAGUUAGCUGGUAAUCCGCCUGCCGGAGGCUGUUCUCUUGUUUCGCGCAUUUCAAGCCUCUUAACCGCCCUCAGCAACUGUUUAACCAGUUCCUCAUCGAGAGCAUUAAGCUGGAGUUUCUCCAAUGACACAGAUAAAAGAGGGAAACUUCAGCAGUUGUGUAAAAUGAGGAGCAGGCGGUGUUUCUCCUGAGUGGCUGAUUUUCUGCCACUGCUGCUCUUUUGUUUUCACAAAGGAAGAGGAGCCGAAUUUCUUUCUCAUUUUACACCACCUCUCGUUUAGUGGUGGGACAGUUUCUUUGAUCUCUUUAUUUUUUCACUGUUGUAAUGGCUCCUCACAAGCAGAGCCACCCGGUGACUUUGGGCUCUGGAGGUAAAGCCAAUGGGUUGUACCACCACCAGCCGUCCUCCGCCGCGAUGGCUGCAGCCAAGAAGCCCAACAUGCAACUUAUUCAAGCCGACCACGAGUUGUUCCUGCAGGCCUUCGAGAAACCAACCCAAAUCUACAGGUUUCUCCGCACAAGGAACUUGAUUGCUCCUAUCUUUUUGCACAGAACGCUCACAUACAUGUCCCACAGAAACUCAAGGAAUAACAUCAAAAGGAAAAAUUACAAGGCUGACAAUCUGCUGUUCAAAGUGGAAAAGAUGAGAGGCGAACAGGAGACUCACAGCUUGGCCUCCAAUCUGCAGCUCACCUUUACUGGCUUCUUCCAUAAAGCCGGAAAAUCAUCUCAGGACAGCGAGAACGAGCAGAACUCGGUGUCUCUGGAGGUGCUCCUGGUCAAAGUCUGCCACAAGAAGAGGAAGGACGUGAGCUGUCCGGUGAAGCAGGUCCCCACAGGGAAGAAGCAGGUUCCUCUGAACCCAGACACGAGCGCCGGCGUUCAGGUCAAGCCGGGCUCCUACCCCUCCCUCCUGGUUCCCAGCAGCGAGUUUGAACCCAGCAAUUCUCACAUGGUCAAGUCGUAUUCGCUGCUCUUCAGAGUGUCACGGCCCGGUCAUCCACGGACGCAGAUCAAUGGCCUGGCCAACGGAGAGAUCCACCACAGCAGAGACUUUUCAGAGGAAGCCGUGAACAGGAAAAGGAGGAGCACCACUCUCAGGGAGGAGGGAGAAACCACAUUUGUAGCUCAGAUGACCGUCUUUGAUAAAAACAGGCGUCUGCAGUUAUUGGAUGGCGAGUACGAGGUGUCCAUGCAAGAGAUGGAGGAGUGUCCCGUCGGUAAGAAGAGGGCGACCUGGGAGACCAUCCUAGACGGAAAGCGCUUGCCUCCGUUUGAGAGUUUCUCUCAGGGUCCGACCCUGCAAUUCACGCUGCGCUGGACCAGUGACUCCGCCGAUCAUUCCACUGCACCUGUGGCCAAACCGCUGGCAACCCGCAACUCCGAAACCAACCAGGACACCCGGCCCAGCACCCUGAGAACCACGCACACACCAGCUGUUAAAGAGUCUGUAAAUACAGAUGUGCAAACCAGAAGGGAGCAGGUUUCAGCUGAACCUCGACAGAAACUACGAAUCUUCUACCAGUUUCAAUACAACAACAACACGCGGCAGCAGACCGAGGCCAGAGACGACCUCCACUGUCCGUGGUGCACGCUGAACUGCAGGAAGCUCUACAGUCUGCUCAAACACCUCAAACUGUCCCAUUCCCGCUUCAUCUUCAACUACGUGCCCCAUCCAAAGGGAGCAAAGAUCGAGGUUUCUAUCAACGAGUGUUAUGAUGGAUCGUAUGCAGGAAACCCUCAGGACAUCCACAACCAGCCGGGCUUCGCCUUCAGCAGGAACGGCCCCGUGAAGAGAACCGCUGUCACGCAUGUUCUGGUCUGCAGACCCAAGAGGACGAAGCCGAGUCUGUCUGAGUUUCUGGAGUCGGAGGAUGGCGAUCGGGAGGCACAGAGGACGUACAUCAGCGGACACAAUCGCCUCUACUUCCACAGCGACAGCUGCCUGCCGCUGAGGCCUCAGGAGAUGGAGGUGGACAGCGAGGAUGAGAGGGACCCCGACUGGCUCAAAGAGAAGACUGUAAAGCAAAUCGAGGACUUCAUGGACGUCAACGAGGGGGAGAAGGAGAUCAUGAAGCUGUGGAACCUGCACGUCAUGAAGUAUGGAUUCAUAGCAGAUAACCAGAUGAAUGAAGCGUGCCUGCUGUUCGCUGAGCACCACGCUGCCUUCAUCGUCAAACGCAACCUGUGUCGCAACUUCCUGCUGCACCUGAUCAGCAUGCAUGACUUCAACCUGAUCGGCACGCUUACCAUCGACCAGGCCAUGGCCCGGCUCCGCCUUGUCCAGACCCAGGCUAGCCAGAGAGACAAAGAGGAGGAGGAUGACGACGAAGAGGAGGAGGAAGACUGGGAGACGGCCGUGGAAUCCCAGCCAGAGCCGGACCCCGAUCCCGAUCUGUCAGAGUUUAAAACCUGCAACGACGAGACCGGCAACGGCUCCUCGGAGGCAGGAAACCAGCCAGAGGAGGAAGGCAGCGAGAAGCCACACACCAAGCAGAAAUUCUCCGGCUUCGGCUCAGUUUUAAAGUGACUGCUCGGCCAGGGCACCACAAAGAUCCCUGAAUGGAGCGGGAAGAUUGAGGCCUGAGGCCGGAAUCAGCAAACAGGUGUUAAACACACACGGGUUACUGCAGGGAUUCUCAAAGGCAGGUUACACCAGGAACAAGGUGAACUUUGCACCCUGGAAGUCGCACCUUCAAAUCGAAGAGACGCUUUAUCAUUUCACAGCUCGUGAAAACUUUGAAUUAAUUUUGAAUUAUUUUCGUGUUUUUUCCAUGUUGUUUGUCCCACUUCUGUAAAUGUUUGUGUUUAACUCUGAGGUGCUGCAGUUUCUUUUCAUUUCCAGCCUGACAGAACUGUGGAGCGAGCACAAAAUGGAGUCCGUCUCAGGGCUGAAGGUGCAGGGAAAUACUCAGAAGAUGGUCAUGUUGCUGGCCUUCUGCAGGUGUAGGUCUACAAGAGCACCUCGCUGAUGAGGAGCUGCCUCUAAAAAAGAGGCUAAAACACUUCCCACAGUUGCUGGGAAUUUAAACUGGAGGAGACUGUUCUGGACUAUUUUCAGCAGCAGAUUGAUCGAUAUCUGGUGCUUUCUUUUUAGGUGCUACUUUGCCUCUUGACACUCUUAAUUCGUGCUCUGAGAGUCAUUUUGUGUUCACUCCAUCGCUCAAACCUCAUGUCGGCCUUCCUCAGAGUUGAGCAUCAAUCAGUGACCUUCCGGGCACCCCCUCAGCUCCACCAAAGGUUUUCUGUUAGCACAGAGUGUGUGCACAUGCUCAGUAGAGUCACAGAUAUGGCGUCUGAUUGGGUAUCCAGAGUGCUGCUGUUUUGUUAACAGGAGGCUCAGAGUGAUUAUUUAUUGUUGUGGUUGUUUUUUCCAUGUGUAUUCAUGAUGAGAAUUAGCUUAUGUGGAGGUCAUUUUUAUAAUAAUAAUAUUAUUUAUAUUAUUAUUAUAAAUAAUAAUAAUAAUAAUAAUAAUAAUAAUAUUAAUAAUAAUAAUAAUAAUAAUAAUAAUAAUAAAAAUAAAGCUGAGUCUGAUAAGGAGUGCGAGAGCCACAAUAUGGAAGGGAAAAAAAAUACUGUAAUACAUAUUUUUGCUUGUACUGCCCUUUCCAUGAGUCGUUAACUCAAACAUAACCUGACAAAACUCCUCGGGUAAAAGUCUCCAAGCGUUCUUUGAACGGGUCAAUCAGGACGUUACUGCUGACGUUUGGAUCGCAUCGUAGCACAGCCGUACGCACUGCUGGGUUAAUCAGAGCUUAAUUCCAGUUACUACUUUGGCAUCCAGUCACUAUGAAAACAAUAUAACUUCUAUAUAAUUUUUUUUUUUUUUUUUUGCAUUAGUUUUUGCUGUGACGCUCUCGCUUUCUUGUUAUAAAUGAAGACAUUUCCUUUUACAGCGGCUUUAGUUCAGCUCGAGCCGAGACGACGGAGACAGGUUUGUCUUCUAGAAGAAGUAAAAGGUUGUGGGAGGAUCAUUAACGGUUGCAGUUGCCUUUGUGUCAGAUCUGAGACUUUAUUGCCAGGUCUGUCGGCUCUCCGUCCCAUAUUGGAGGCUGAGGUCUGGAAGUGACCCUUGCGAGACAAAAAUACCCUCAACUUUCUGCCUAACUCCUUAUCAGACGAGUGUUUCUCCCACUUUUUUUCAUUUAUUUAAAUUGGUCUUCAUGUAAAUGAAGUAAAUUCCUAUUUAAGUUGAUGAUAAUCGAGUAUUUAUGAUUGAUUGGGACUUUUACUUUAAUGGAGCAUUCGUGGUUCUGCACUCUGGUCUGUUAUUUCUGUACCUGCCCCCCUCCCCAUUACGAAUCCCAAACAGCCGAGCGUUGGUGCCCCCUCAGCGGUGUUUUGGUUUGAACCUGUGACUCUGCUGUGCACGUAGGCACACCUCCAGUUAGAUUUUUUUUUUUUAUAUAUUUUAAACUACUGGUGCUAAAUGUUUCUAUUCCUCACAGCAGACCUCCACUGCCAGCUCUCUAACACCGAGAAGCAUGUUUUUCUUUUACAGAGUGACUCUGUGUUUUUCCUAGAGUGCUGUUAUUACUCUGCUCUGAGCCCAGGACAAUAAAAAGGACUAUAAACUGCUCCUCACUUCAAGCGGCGCCUCUUUUAAGGCUUGACAGUGCAGCAAAACGGGACACUUUGAGAGGCUUGGAAAGGCCACGUUCCUGUUGUCACGGUCUAAAAGGAGAAUAACUAGAGAUUUAAACUGUUUAUCCAGGUGCUGGUUCCAGUCUAAAGUAAAAAAUUGCUGCUUUAUUUUGAAAUUAUUAUAAACUGAAUAGUUUUUAAGUUUUGGACUGUGAUGUGAGGUGGGCUGAUUUUUAUUUUCCCCCUUUUUAUUUGAUCAACUAAAUUGUGAAAAAAAGUCACCUAUAACAACAAAUGGUUCCACAGGGUCCUGAUGUCGCUGUAUCAGUGUGCUGUCACUGCAGUAUAAAUAAUGUUGCUCCAAGAAACAGCUGAGAAGUUGGCUGAAGUAAAGACGUGUGUGUGUGUGUGUAUGGAGGAGGUUGAGGUGCACGAAUGAACACUGCAGUUCCUCUAAUGUCCAUUAAAGGCUCCAGCAGUGACACAAAUCCCAUAGACUCCCAUGUUAAAAUGUCCAAUUUUACAGCAGAAAUAAACACGUUUACAGCCUGAUACAAGAACCAGUUUGUCUCUCUGUGGAUAGUUCCUCCGUUCCUCCAACUGCAAAGGGGGCUGAAUGUGUUUUUUGUUUUUUUUUUAAAUAACUUAUUCAUUUGGAUACUGGCAAGGCUUAAAGUUAAGGGCGUGGCCACGUUGAUGGGUGCACCAAACCAACAACUGUAUAUAGAAGAUGUAGGCACCUCAACAUCAAUGUUUGUGUUUUGAACCUUGCCUUUAGAAGCCU
This is a messenger RNA of Archocentrus centrarchus (flier cichlid), 5471 nucleotides long. Its product is annotated as polycomb protein SUZ12-like. The record is from RefSeq and is a predicted model, not a curated record. NCBI's taxonomy places the organism in Eukaryota, Metazoa, Chordata, Actinopteri, Cichliformes, Cichlidae. Gene Ontology annotation, cellular component: nucleus; RSC-type complex; ESC/E(Z) complex. Gene Ontology annotation, molecular function: chromatin DNA binding. The coding region runs from base 429 to 2633 and encodes 734 amino acids. The transcript is spliced from 16 exons.